AUGGGAAAUAAUUGUGGAUGUGUAUCAGAUAAAGAAUUUGAAAAUAAAACUCAAAUAGAAAUCAAUAACUAAUUAGUUUAAAAAAUAUAAAAAAAUAAUGUAAGUAAUAAAUUAACCUAUGCAGAAAACAAAACACAAAACUAAGAUAAUAUUAAAAAAUAUGAAAAUUAUGAUGAUAACGAAGUCUAAGUAGUAAUCAAAGAAAACUAAAAUUAAAAAAAACUAAUAAUAAAUCAAAUAAAUUAAUAAUCAUAUAAAUAAAAUACCGAAAAUAUAGAUUAAAAUGAAAAAAAUGAUAAAUAAAACUAAAAAAAAAAUGAAAUAAAUUAAAAUAGUAUAGAUUCUUCUCAAUAAAAUAAAAAAAAGGAUAAAAAAUAUUUAGAAAUUAAAAAAAUAUAAUAAGAAAAAGAAGCCUCUAAAUAUUUUGAUUAAGAACAAGUAAUAGUUUAACAAUACAAUUAAAAUGAUUAUCUUAAUAGUAAUUCUUAAUAAAAAGAAAGAAGGCCUCUUUAUACUUUUAAAAGUGGAGCAGUUUAUGAUGGAGAAUGGAAAGGAAAUAUGAGAGAUGGUUACGGAGAAUAAGAAUGGCCAGAUGGAGCUAGAUAUGAGGGAGAAUGGUUAAAUAAUAAAGCCCAUGGUAAAGGAAAAUUUUAUCAUGUUGACGGAGAUAUUUUUGAAGGAUAAUGGUAUAUGGAUAAGGCUAAUGGAUAUGGUAUUUAUAUACAUAUCAAUGGAGCUAAAUAUGAAGGCAAUUGGAAAGAUAAUGUAUAGCAUGGAUUUGGAAUCGAAAAUUGGAAUGAUAAUUCGAAAUUUGAAGGUCAUUAUGUAAAUGGAAAAAAAUAAGGAUAUGGUGUGUAUGUGUGGGCAGAUAAAUCAAAAUAUGAAGGUGAAUGGUAUGAUAAUAAAAUCAAUGGAUAAGGUAUAUAUACUUGGGCUGAUGGGAGAUAAUAUUAAGGUUAGUGGCUUAAUAAUAAUAUGCAUGGAAAAGGUGUUUAUACAUGGUAAGAUGGAAGAAAAUAUGAAGGAUAAUAUUUUAACGAUAAGAAAAAUGGUACCGGUAUAUAUUAUUGGGCAGAUGGAAGAAUAUAUGAUGGAGAAUGGAAAAAUGGAAAAUAAAAUGGAAAAGGAAAAUAUAUUAUCUAGGACGGAACUAUAAAAUAUGGAAUAUGGUAAAAUGGAAAAAGAAUUAAAUGGUAGGAUGAAGAUGAAGAUAAAGAUGAAAAUAAAGAAGAUAUUUAAAAUAUAUAAAUAAAUGUUUGA
Ichthyophthirius multifiliis is the source of this 1260-nucleotide messenger RNA. RefSeq lists its product as hypothetical. Gene Ontology annotation, cellular component: cytosol. The transcript has 7 exons. NCBI's taxonomy places the organism in Eukaryota, Ciliophora, Oligohymenophorea, Hymenostomatida. The record is from RefSeq and is a predicted model, not a curated record.